Molecule: messenger RNA, 2373 nt
Organism: Lemur catta (Ring-tailed lemur)
Lineage: Eukaryota; Metazoa; Chordata; Mammalia; Primates; Lemuridae
Gene: RAB40C
Product: RAB40C, member RAS oncogene family
Exons: 7
Coding region: 85-1017 (310 amino acids)
Biological process (GO): protein localization to plasma membrane; intracellular signal transduction
Cellular component (GO): plasma membrane; endosome; synaptic vesicle
Molecular function (GO): GTP binding; GTPase activity
Source: RefSeq, a predicted model, not a curated record
GCGGCCAGGCGCCGUGCGGGAAGCGGCGGGGCGGCGGCGGCGGCGAGACUGAGGCGGGGCGGCGGGCGCCGGGGCGGCGCGAGGAUGGGCACGCAGGGCAGCCCGGUGAAGAGCUACGACUACCUGCUCAAGUUCCUGCUGGUGGGCGACAGCGACGUGGGCAAGGGCGAGAUCCUGGAGAGCCUGCAGGACGGCGCGGCCGAGUCCCCGUACGCCUACAGCAAUGGGAUCGACUACAAGACGACCACCAUCCUGCUGGAUGGCCGGCGUGUCAAGCUGGAGCUCUGGGACACGUCGGGCCAGGGCAGGUUCUGCACCAUCUUCAGGUCCUACUCCAGGGGCGCCCAGGGGAUCCUCCUGGUGUACGACAUCACCAACCGCUGGUCCUUCGACGGCAUCGACCGCUGGAUCAAGGAGAUCGAUGAGAACCCAGACAGCGAGGGCCCCGCCGGCUGCCCACGGGUGGGGGCGUCCUGCCAUGGUGCCUUUGCUGAGUUCUGUGCUGCCCUCAAGCACGCGCCUGGGGUCCCUCGGAUCCUGGUUGGGAACCGGCUGCACCUGGCCUUCAAGCGGCAAGUGCCCACAGAGCAGGCGCGCGCCUACGCGGAGAAGAACUGCAUGACCUUCUUUGAGGUCAGCCCGCUGUGCAACUUCAACGUCGUGGAGUCCUUCACGGAGCUGUCGCGCAUCGUGCUCAUGCGGCACGGCAUGGAGAAGAUCUGGAGGCCCAACCGAGUGUUCAGCUUGCAGGACCUCUGCUGCCGCGCCAUCGUCUCCUGCACCCCCGUGCACCUCAUCGACAAGCUCCCGCUGCCCGUCACCAUCAAGAGCCACCUCAAGUCCUUCUCCAUGGCCAACGGCAUGAACGCUGUCAUGAUGCACGGCCGCUCCUACUCGCUGGCCAGCGGGGCCGGGGGCGGCAGCAGCAAGGGCAACAGCCUCAAGAGGUCCAAGUCCAUCCGCCCCCCCCAGAGCCCGCCCCAGAACUGCUCGAGGAGCAACUGCAAGAUCUCCUAGCGGACCCCGGCCGGGCACUGCCCUGUGCAGACUCGGAGGGCUCGCGGGGGUCUCCUGGCCGACGCCAGGCCAGGCUGCGUGCAGGGAAGACUCGGCCACACGGCCCUGCCUAGGAAGCCUGGGUUUUACCCCACACCCGAGCUGGGUGCAGGGAGGAGCGUGUGCGGAGAGCACUCUCAACAGGCGGCAGGGAGCGUGCCGCGGGGCAGCUGGGCUGCUGGUGCUACGGGAAUGUGUCCGAACAAACCCAGGACUGCACGGUGCCUGGGCUCCGGCGGGAGGGAGCCUGGCUCGCCUUUCUUAUUUAUAUAGAGAACAUUUGACCUGUUUUGUACAUUGUUAAGGGGCCGUCAGGGAAGCCUGGAUGCAGCCACGUGGCAAGCUUGCCUCUGCGUGGCCGCAGCCACGGGGCUGAGCUUAGCCGGCUCGGGGAGGAGGUGCGAGUCGGUGACGGGAAGGGGUGAGCCGUCGGAGCUGGAAUCCUUCGAACUCGGGGUCGGGGCUGCCAGAGACCAGCAGGGCACAGCCAGGCGAGCGCACCGUCCGGGAGCUCCGGCAGCAGGCUCGGGCGGGCUGCGGCCAGUCCGGACGUCGUCCUAAGCCGCACCAGGCCUGGGCAGCCCGCUGCAGAGGGGAGCCCCCAUCUCUGUCACUCCACAGGUCCCUCCCCACACGGGGCUGAGAAGCUUCCGCUGUGGCUCGAGACCUUCGGUGGCAUCGACUGCGCAGUACCCAGCGUCUCUCCAGCACAAAGGCGCAGAGCCGCCAGCACCCACCGGGCUCCUGUGCGCCGGGAACCCUGGGCACCUCGCGCAGCCCCCGCUCGUGGCAGCUUCUGUUCACUGACCCUGGAUGUGUCCCCUCGUUGCUGCUUACCUGUCACUGCCCUUCUGCCUAGGAGGUCACACAUCACCGCAACCUUCUGACCUAGUUUUUAGUGACCCUACCUGAACAGCCUCGUCCACGCCAUGGCAGGUGCUGGAGGCCACACCCUCUCCAGAACCCACCGGCCUCGCCUUUGUGCCGGAGGCCCAGGCUCAGCAGGGCCUGGUCACCGUUGCUCUGAAAGCCAUCGACCCUUCCUGCACCGUGCUGCUCUGCCCCAGCGACCGAGGUGGUGUCAGCGGUGCCUGCUCUCCCCUCCCCGGCUGCAUCGGCCCCGCCCGGCCAGGUGACCGGCCGCGGGUUGCACUGGUGCUCAACUCUACCUCCUGCCCUCGGGCUCCCCAGCCACAGGCAGGGCCGGCACCCAGAAGGAGCCCUCCCUGGGCGCGCGACCUCCCCUCACCAGGGACUCUUCGCAGCACGUGUUUCUGAGAGGGUCCUGCGGUGGGUGUCCCCAGGGCUCCAGUGCCA